Molecule: messenger RNA, 1745 nt
Organism: Acanthopagrus latus (yellowfin seabream)
Lineage: Eukaryota; Metazoa; Chordata; Actinopteri; Spariformes; Sparidae
Gene: rheb
Product: Ras homolog, mTORC1 binding
Exons: 8
Coding region: 153-707 (184 amino acids)
Biological process (GO): small GTPase-mediated signal transduction
Cellular component (GO): plasma membrane
Molecular function (GO): GDP binding; GTPase activity; GTP binding
Source: RefSeq, a predicted model, not a curated record
UGAGCCAAUUGGAACGUACGCUCACGACUUAGACCCGCCUCUGUGCGUGUUGCGUGGCCAAUCAGCGUUGAGCGUUUAUUAAUGAUGCGCUGACUGAGGGUCGAGAUGAUGCAGGAGUUCUGCUGCUGUGUCCGCCGGGCCGGGUGAUCCAGAUGACACCAUGCCGCUGCCAAAAUCCCGGAAAAUCGCCGUGCUGGGCUACAGGGAAGUCUUCUCUCACCAUCCAGUUUGUGGAGGGACAGUUCGUGGACUCGUAUGAUCCGACGAUAGAGAACACGUUCACUAAGACGAUGACGGUGAACGGUCAGGAAUACAACCUGCAGCUGGUCGACACGGCCGGACAGGAUGAGUACUCCAUCUUCCCUCAGAGUUACACCAUCGACGUGGACGGUUACAUCCUCAUCUACUCCGUCACGUCCUACAAAAGUUUUGAGGUGGUCAGAGUCAUUCACGAGAAGCUGCUGGACAUGGUGGGAAACGUCCAAGUUCCAAUUAUUUUAGCUGGGAACAAGAAAGACUUACACAUGGAGAGAGUGAUCAGCUUCGAGGAGGGGAAAGCUCUGGCCGAGUCGUGGAACGCUGCCUUCCUCGAGUCUUCAGCCAAAGAGAACCAGACAGCGGUGGAGGUGUUCAGGAGGAUGAUCCUGGAGGUGGAGAAGAUGGAGGCGGGUCAGCCUCAGGGUCGGACACCCUGCUCUAUGAUGUAGCUUCCACAAACUCGGCCCCGCCCCCCGACGACCCCGACAGCUCCAUCACCGUCCACUGCAGCGACUGACAGCUCAGCAGGCAGGAGAGGCCGACCCUGAAGUCCACUCAGUGUUAGCAUCCAUGUUAGCCCUGACAUGUUCUGUUAGCGUCAGGUCACACCAAACUCUGUACAAAAAUGUGCAGAUUUAAUGAUCAACUGUAUAUGGAAAGCUUUUAGCACACAAAUCUGGGGUUUUCUCUCCAUGAGACAAAGGAGCACUGGCAAAGCAUCAUGGGAGUUGUAGUUGUAGUUCCAAGAACAUAAGCACUGUUUUUAAUCAGAUUCUCUGAAUCUGAGUCUCCUGCCAGCUCAGAGCUGAUGAUUUCAAACUGAGAGCUGGAGGGACAUUUAGACUUUUUACAACUUCCUACUCAAUACUGAGCAGUUCUGAAAGGAAAAUAUUUGUUUUUGUGAAAUACUGUUGAGCUGAAUUUACCAUCAGAUCCUGAAGAUCUCCAAAAGAAGUCAACUCUUCUUUUGCAAGGUUGGUAUAGUUGAGGAUUUGCAAGACAACCCUAAAUUAGCAGAUUUUCAAAUGGGGUUUGGUAUCGUGUUUGCUUCGUAUCAAGGGCAGCCUGCCUUAAAACAUUCAUUUGAACUUAUUAGUGGAACCAGAGAGCAGAAAUAUUAAGAUUACAACAGGAAACACUGCAUGGACAAAAACAUAAAACUUCAUUUAUAUGUUUGGUUCAGGAUGAGAUGCUGUGAUCGUAUCAUCAGUUAGAAUAUUUAAAGAUAUUUAAUUAUAUUAUUUUGACACUUUUUAGAUUGAAACUUAAGCACAUAUUUAUUAUACUUGAUGGUUCUGUUACAAUAGAAGAAGUGAAGCUGGUCUGUAGCUCCGCCCUGAAGACGAUGACACGUCUGCUGCUGACCCCGCCCACAAAUAAUCACUACUAUAUAUUAAGAAUAAAGAAAAACACUUUUUAUAUGUAAAGAAGAGGAAAUAUUUCUGUUUUUAUGACUGUUCUCAUUAAAGCUGUGUUCUGUUGUUUGC